Molecule: messenger RNA, 357 nt
Organism: Cadophora gregata
Lineage: Eukaryota; Fungi; Ascomycota; Leotiomycetes; Helotiales; Ploettnerulaceae
Exons: 1
Coding region: 1-357 (118 amino acids)
Source: RefSeq, a predicted model, not a curated record
AUGUCCGAUCAAUCCAACAGCCAAAGCUCACAAGGAAACUAUUCCUCCUCCUCCUCCGACAAGCACAACUACGCAGCCUCAAUCCAAUCGACAACCUCCUCCUUCAAGUCAUACAAGCCUCUCCUAGAGACCGAAUCUCCUUCAUCAUCAUCAAGAGAGUCGAAGAAUUCCAAAGCAUGGAAGAAGACGAAGAAGUUCCUCUCCUCGAUCGGCGAACCACCAACCGCCGAGUACGACCGUCAGCAAAAUGAGAAGAAGGGUAUCAAGACGAAUGGAAGGGAAGCAUUUGGUGCCAUCAACUAUGGCCCAUAUCGGACAAGCAAUUUUGGAGGCGAGAGGACGUUGGGACGGAUAUGA